AAACUUGCAGCUGCUCACUUUUCAGACUAUGCUCUUGUUUGGUGGAAUAAGUUUGCAAAAGAGAGAUUGAGAAAUGAGGAGCCAGCGGUGGAAACAUGGGCUGAAAUGAAACGAAUCAUGAGGAAAAGAUAUGUCCCUUCAAGCCAUGCUAGGGAUGUAAAAUUUAAACUUCAAAAACUUACCCAAGGCAGCAAGAGUGUUGAGGAGUAUUACAAAGAACUUGAGGUGCUUAUGUUGCAAGCCAAUCUUGAGGAGGAUGAAGAGGUAACCAUGAUUCGAUUUAUUAAUGGUCUAUCUAAUGAUGUUAGAGAUAUUGUAGAACUUCAGGAAUAUGUAGACAUGGAAGAAUUGCUGCACAAGGCCACUAAAGUUGAGCAACAACUCAAAAGGAAAGGGCUUGCAAGGAAGAGUUCUACCAAUUCCAAUUCAUCUUGGAGAGACAGAAUGAAGAAUGAAGGGCCGAGCACCCUUAGCAAACCAGCCACCAAACCACAAGCUUCAGCUUCUUCAAAACCUCUUGAACAACCAUCCAAAAAGAGCAAAGAGGUCAAGUGCUUCAAAUGCCAAGGUAUGGGACAUUAUGCUUAUGAAUGUGCCUCCAAAAAGACCAUGAUUCUUAAGGAUGAUGGAGACUACACCAGUGAGUCCGAAGGAGAACAAAGUGAAGAAGAAGAGGAGGCAGCCAUGAAUGGUGAACUGUUGAUGAUCCGAAGAAUGCUUGGUAGCCAACAAAAGCCAAAGAAAGAAAGCCAAAGAGAGAAUAUCUUUCACACAAGAUGUUCUGUCAAUGGGCAGAUUUGCUUGAUGAUUGUUGAUGGCGGAAGCUGUACUAAUGUGGCUAGUGAAAGAAUGGUGGAGAAGCUGAACCUGGUCACAAAACCACAUCCUUGGCCAUACAAACUUCAAUGGCUCAGCCACUAUGGAGAAAUACAAGUAAGUAAGCAAGUUGAAGUUGACUUUUCCAUUGGCAAAUACAGGGAUAAGGUUCUUUGUGAUGUUGUUCCCAUGGAGGCUAGUCACAUACUGCUGGGAAGACCAUGGCAAUAUGACACCAAGGAUUAUGAGGAUGUGUUUCCAACAAGUGUUCCAAGUGGUCUACCACCACUGAGAGGAAUUGAGCAUCAAAUUGAUCUCAUUCCGGGAGCUUCUUUGCCUAAUAGGCCAGCAUAUAGAAGCAACCCACAAGAAACCACUGAAAUUCAAAGACAAGUGGAAGAACUCUUGAACAAAGGGUGGGUAAGAAAUAGCAUGAGUCCUUGUGCUGUACCGGUGAUUUUGGUACCAAAGAAAGAUGGGACUUGGAGAUUUGUUGUGAGUUCGAAAGGAGUGCAGGUUGAUGAGGAAAAGAUCAAAGCCAUUCAAGAGUGGCCCUCUCCUAAAUCCGUGGGUGAUGUAAGAAGUUUUCAUGGCUUGGCCAGUUUCUACAGGAGGUUUGUAAAGGACUUUAGUACCUUGGCAGCACCCCUAAAUGAAGUGGUGAAAAAGAAUGUGGGUUUUCAUUGGGGAAAGAAUCAAGAAGAGGCCUUUGCUGCCCUAAAGCAUAAGCUUACCCAUGCACCUAUACUUGCUUUACCUAACUUUGCUAAAUCUUUUGAACUUGAAUGUGAUGCUUCAAAUGUAGGUAUUGGAGCUGUGUUGCUUCAAGAAGGCCACCCAAUUGCUUAUUUUAGUGAAAAGUUAAGCGGAGCUGCCCUUAACUAUUCUACUUAUGAUAAGGAAUUGUAUGCUUUGGUGAGAGCUUUGAAGACCUGGCAGCAUUAUCUUUUGCCCAAGGAAUUCGUGAUUCAUAGUGAUCAUGAGUCGCUGAAAUACUUGAAGGGGCAAGGUAAGUUGAACAAAAGGCAUGCCAAAUGGGUUGAAUUUUUGGAACAAUUUCCCUAUGUCAUAAAACACAAAAAGGGGAAAAGUAACAUUGUGGCUGAUGCUUUAUCCAGGAGACACGUGCACAAUGGAUUUUUAUUUAAGGAAAACAGGUUGUGUGUGCCUAAAAGUUCCAUUAGAGAACUGCUUGUUAAAGAAUCCCAUGCUGGGGGACUAAUGGGUCAUUUUGGAGUCCAAAAGACUCUAGAAACUUUACAGGAACAUUUCUAUUGGCCCAAAAUGAAACAUGAUGUGAUCAAGUUUUGUGAACAUUGCAUUGUUUGCAAGAAGGCUAAGUCUAAGGUGAUGCCACAUGGUUUGUAUACUUCUUUGCCAAUCCCUGAAUACCCUUGGGUUGACUUGUCUAUGGACUUUGUUUUAGGCCUCCCUAGAACAAAGAAUGGUAAGGAUUCCAUUUUUGUGGUUGUUGAUAGGUUUUCAAAAAUGGCUCACUUUAUUCCUUGCAGGAAAGCUGAUGAUGCUUGUCACGUUGCUGAUUUGUUCUUUAAAGAAGUUGUAAGACUUCAUGGGAUGCCUAGAAGCAUAGUUAGUGAUAGGGACACCAAGUUCCUAAGUCACUUCUGGAGGACUUUAUGGGGGAAGUUAGGCACCAAACUUUUGUUCUCUACCACUUGCCACCCACAAACUGAUGGGCAAACUGAGGUGGUUAAUAGGACCCUAGGCACCUUGCUUAGGACUGUCCUUAAGGCCAAUUUAAAGGCUUGGGAGGCGUGUUUGCCUCAUGUUGAAUUUGCUUACAAUAGGGCUGUCCAUAGCACUACCAAUUGCUCUCCAUUUGAAGUAGUGUAUGGAUUUAACCCUUUGACUCCUCUUGAUUUGUUGCCUAUGCCUAACAUUUCGGUGCACAUGAGGAAGGAAAGGUUUCCAGAACAAAGGAAAUCCAAACUCCAACCUAGAGGGGAUGGACCUUUUCAAGUGCUUGAGAGAAUCAAUAACAAUGCCUACAAAAUAGCGCUUCCAGAUGGCGGAGAAUUUGAUUUGAGGUCAAAUCCUUUUCAAGAGGGAGGGAAUGAUGAGGACAAGGACAAGGACAAGGGUCAUGGAGCCCUAAAAGGACUUGGAGGACCAAUGACAAGGGCUAGAGCUAAAAAGGCCAAAGAGACUCUUCAGCAAGUAGUGGCAACCAUUCUUGAAGACAAAGUGGUAGAAGAGAUGGAACCAAAAAUCAUGAUGAUCAUUCAGGGAAUAGAAGUGUGUCCCGAACCCUGA
Lotus japonicus is the source of this 3090-nucleotide messenger RNA. RefSeq lists its product as uncharacterized. Gene Ontology annotation, biological process: DNA integration. The record is from RefSeq and is a predicted model, not a curated record. Gene Ontology annotation, molecular function: nucleic acid binding; zinc ion binding. Lineage: Eukaryota; Viridiplantae; Streptophyta; Magnoliopsida; Fabales; Fabaceae. The transcript is spliced from 7 exons. The annotation marks the transcript as partial.